This is a messenger RNA of Protopolystoma xenopodis, 246 nucleotides long. Lineage: Eukaryota; Metazoa; Platyhelminthes; Monogenea; Polystomatidea; Polystomatidae. The record is from the annotation of a GenBank genome assembly.
CAUGUCCGCUUUGUCUGUCAAUCCAAAGAAAAAGAGGCCGAUGUCCUAUUUCUGGGAGAUUCUGUGCUUCUUCAUUUUCAGAAUUCACUUAGUUAUAAACAAUAUAUUGAACCACUUCAUUGUCUCAACUUUUGCAUAUAUGGUGAUCAAACGCAAAAUGUUCUGUGGCGAAUCGAAAAUGGCGAGCUUGAUGGCUUUACUCCUAAAGUGCCAUCAAAACUAGUAGUAAACUACAAAACUCUUUAG